Molecule: messenger RNA, 6900 nt
Organism: Stegodyphus dumicola
Lineage: Eukaryota; Metazoa; Arthropoda; Arachnida; Araneae; Eresidae
Gene: PolE1
Product: DNA polymerase epsilon catalytic subunit 1
Biological process (GO): DNA replication; base-excision repair, gap-filling; mitotic cell cycle
Cellular component (GO): epsilon DNA polymerase complex; nucleus
Molecular function (GO): zinc ion binding; DNA binding; nucleotide binding
Source: RefSeq, a predicted model, not a curated record
GAAAGCCAAACUGUUUUGUAUAUAGCUGAGAAAUAAUUUUGUACUUUUUAUCAUCAUGGUGUUGAUGAAUUCAGGACGUUUUAAACGCGAUCCACUGGCUUCUGGUGAAUCAUCAUCUAUAAAAGUAGAAGAUACAAGUGAAAGACGUUUACAGCAGUCACUUUUCAAUGACGAAAUCGAUGCCAAGUUUGGUUUCGUUCGUUACAAAGAAAGUGCAGAAAGAAAAGCUUGGUUAUUCAACAUGCACUCAACUGAAAUAUUAGAUGAUGAUAAAAGACUAAUUAGUGCUGUUGACUUUUAUUUUGUAGAAGAUGAUGGCAGUAAAUUCAAGGCUACUUUGCCAUACAAGCCUUAUUUUUAUGUUUCAACCAAUAAAGGUGCUGAACAAGAAGUAGCAUCUUACUUAAAUAAAAAGUACGGCGGUACCAUUAGUAAAGUUGAAGUUGUUCUUAAAGAGGAUCUUGAUCUUCCAAAUCAUCUUUCUGGAUUAAAAGGAAAAUUUGUAAAACUAAUGUUUUCCACUGUAUCGGACUUGAUGAAAGUAAGAAAAGAGAUUAUGCCUCAUGUGAAAAAGAAUAGAGAAAAACAAAAAAAUUCAGUAUCAUUUCAUGAAGUGCUGGAGCAAAAUACAGAAGUAGCUACAUCUAAGAAACAUUUUGAACAAAUUGAUAGCAUCAUUGAUAUUCGAGAGUAUGACGUUCCUUUCCAUGUGCGUGUGUCUAUAGACUUAAAAAUUUUUGUUGGGCAUUGGUAUUUUGUAAGAGGCAAAGGUAAUAAUCCACCAGAAAUUAAAUUAUGCAAUGAAUUGUUACAGCCUGUAGAUGUAAUUGUACUUGCGUAUGAUAUUGAAACAACAAAAUUACCGUUAAAAUUCCCUGAUAUGGCCACUGAUCAGAUUAUGAUGAUAUCAUAUAUGAUUGAUGGCCAAGGAUUUUUAAUAACCAACAGGGAAAUCGUAUCUUCUGAUGUAGACGACUUUGAAUAUACACCAAAACCAGAAUUUGAAGGUAAUUUUACAGUUUUUAAUGAAGCUAAUGAAGAGCAGUUAAUUCAAAAAUUUUUCGAUCAUAUACUGGAGGUGAAGCCAUUAGUUUUUGUAACUUAUAAUGGAGAUAAUUUUGAUUUUAAAUUUGUAGAAGCUAGGGCUGCUGUUUAUCAGUUGGAUAUGUUGAAAGAAAUUGGUUUUUCAACGAGUCGUGAUGGAUAUUAUUUAUCAAGACCCUGUGUUCACCUAGAUUGUCUGCAUUGGGUAAAACGUGACAGUUAUUUACCAGUUGGGAGUCAUAAUUUAAAAGCAGUAGCUAAAGCCAAAUUGAGAUAUGAUCCCGUGGAGUUAGAUCCAGAGGAGAUGUGUCUCAUGGCUGCAGAACAGCCUCAAGUAUUAGCUAGUUAUUCAGUUUCUGAUGCUGUUGCUACUUAUUAUUUGUAUAUGAAAUAUGUACAUCCCUUUAUAUUUGCUUUGUGUACAAUUAUUCCAAUGGAACCUGAUGAAGUACUCAGAAAAGGAUCUGGCACUUUGUGUGAAUCUUUGCUUAUGGUUAAAGCAUAUCAUGCAAAUAUCAUAUUUCCUAAUAAGCAGGAAAGUGUAUUAAACAAAUUAACUGAAGAUGGCCAUGUAUUGGAUCAAGAAACAUAUGUUGGAGGACAUGUGGAAUCCCUUGAAGCUGGAAUUUUUAGAGCCAAUUUGCCCUGUAGAUUUAGAUUGGUACCCGAAGCUCUUCAGAAACUCAUGGGAGAUGUUGAAAGGACUUUAAAACAUGUCAUAGAAGUUGAGGAAAAUGUUCCAAUUGAUCAAGUUUUAAAUUUAGAAGAAGUAAAAGAGGAAAUAAUUGAAAAACUGAAAAAACUACGUGAUUGCCCUUCUAGAUUGGAGAAUCCAAUAAUUUACCAUUUAGAUGUUGGGGCCAUGUAUCCCAAUAUCAUUCUGACAAACAGACUUCAGCCUUCUGCAAUGGUAGAUGAGACUACAUGUGCAGCUUGUGAUUUUAAUAAACCAGAUGCCCAGUGUAGAAGAGCCAUGCCAUGGACUUGGCGAGGUGAAAUAAUGCCUGCCUCGCGGGGAGAAUUUCAGCGCAUUCAACAGCAACUUGAAAUAGAGACAUUUCCUUCCUCUGAAGUUAAAGGUAAAAUGAUUCCAUUCCACGAGCUCAGUAAGGAAGAGCAGUGUGCUAUUGAGAAGAAACGGCUUACUGAUUAUUGCCGAAAAGCUUAUAAGAAAACACAUGCUACUCGUGUAGAAGUUCGGAACUCAACUAUUUGUCAACGAGAAAAUUCUUUUUAUGUUGACACUGUGAGAGCAUUUAGAGACCGUCGAUAUGAAUUUAAAGGCCUUUUAAAAGUUGCUAAAAAGAAAGUAGCUGAGGCUGUUGCAAAAGGAGAUGCAUCUGCAAUAAAAUCAUCUAAAACUCUUGAAGUUCUGUAUGAUUCCUUGCAGCUAGCUCAUAAAUGUAUCUUAAAUUCUUUUUAUGGAUAUGUGAUGAGAAGAGGAGCUCGUUGGUAUAGUAUGGAAAUGGCAGGUAUUGUGUGUCAUACUGGUGCUGGAAUCAUCACUAAAGCUCGUGAGAUAGUAGAACAGAUUGGUCGACCUUUAGAGUUAGAUACUGAUGGUAUUUGGUGUAUUUUGCCUUCAUCCUUCCCUGAAAAUUUCACUAUUAAAACAAGUAACCCCAAAAAACCCAAACUCCACAUUUCAUAUCCAGGUGCGAUGUUAAACGUGAUGGUCAAAGAUCAUAAUACAAAUGAUCAGUAUCAUGAACUAAUAGAUCCCGAAAACCAUGUUUAUGAAAUCCGCAGUGAGAAUUCAAUUUUCUUUGAAGUAGAUGGACCAUAUUUGGCAAUGGUGUUGCCUGCAUCCAAAGAAGAAGGUAAGAGGUUGAAGAAACGAUAUGCUGUAUUUAAUUUUGAUGGUUCUUUAGCAGAACUCAAAGGUUUUGAAGUCAAAAGGAGAGGAGAACUGCAGCUAAUUAAAAUAUUUCAAUCUUCUGUUUUUGAGGCAUUUUUGAAAGGAAACACUCUUGAAGAAUGUUAUGCAGCAGUAGCUAAAGUUGCUGAAUAUUGGCUAGAUGUUUUAUACUCUAAAGCAGCAAAUAUGCCCGAUAAGGAAUUAUUCGAUUUAAUAUCGGAAAAUCGUAGUAUGUCUCGUAAACUUGAAGAAUAUGGAGUACAAAAAUCAACUUCUAUAAGUACAGCAAAGCGAUUAGCGGAAUUUCUUGGUGAUCAGAUGGUUAAAGAUGCUGGUCUUAGUUGCCGUUUUAUUAUUUCCAAGAAACCUGAAGGCUGUCCAGUGACAGAACGAGCAAUUCCUCUUGCAAUAUUCCAAGCUGAGCCUAGUGUGAAAAAGCACUAUUUAAGAAAAUGGUUAAAAUCUCCUUCUUUGUCAGAUUUUGAUAUACGCUCUAUUUUAGACUGGGAGUAUUAUAUAGAACGUUUUGGAAGUGCUGUACAAAAAAUUAUUACAAUUCCUGCUGCCUUACAGCAGGUUCCUAACCCUGUUCCUCGGGUUGCUCAUCCUGAUUGGCUGCACAAACGACUUUUAGAAAAAAAUGAUACUUUGAAGCAGAAGAAAAUAACUGAAAUAUUUUCGCAUAAAGCAAAGCCAACUAAUGAAGAAUCGUAUGGGGAGCAAGUUAUAGAUAUUGAAGAUCAAAUUCAGCCUUCAACUUCUGCAGUUGGGGUUCCUGUUUGUUCUAAACGCAAAGCAACAUCGGAAGCUAAAAAUAGCAAAGCUUCAAAAAAGAGAAAUACUCUCAGUGAUUCAGAUUUAAGUAAGACUUGGCUGGAAUACCUUGGACCUCCACCUCCACUUGGAAAAACCAGACCUGAAAUUGUUAAUUGGUUAAAAUACCAGAAAAAGAAAUGGGCAUUUCAAAUACAACAGAGGAAAAGUCUGUCAGCUAGGAAGUUUAGUAAGGAAUCAUCAGCUAUUAAACCUGUUUCAGGUGUUGAUAGAAAUCGAGUGGGAAUAGGUCAGUUUCUGAGAAAAGCUAAAAGAACUUUACUAGAUAGUCCAUGGCAAAUUAUACAGAUUUCUGAAACUGGUCAGUUAGGCAUUUAUAAACUAUGGGUUUUAAUUGAGAAUGAUUUACAUAGUGUCAAAUUAAACAUUCCUAGAAUAUUUUAUGUUAAUCAACUUAAUUCAAAGCUAGGUGAAAGUGAUUUAUGGAAAAGAGUAAACAGAAUUUUGCCUCGGUGUCAUCCUGUUUAUAAUUUAUAUGAGUACACUGUGGACGAACAAAUUUAUCAGCAGCAUUGUAAUGAUUUGCUGGCUGAACUGUCUUUACCUCAUAUUGAAGGUGUAUAUGAAACACAACUUCCACUUGUAUUUAGAGCUCUAAUUGAAUUAGGGUGUGUUUGUGCAGUCAGUCGUAAGUUUGUCAGGCAUUAUGCCUCCUCUGAUACCGAUACUUACCAUCUUCGCCAUUUGGAGUUUCGUACUCUAGCUGGACAUAAUUAUUUAGAAGCUGGAGCUUUAAAAUUAUUAUAUUUAUAUCACCAUUCUUGUGGGCAAAAAUCUAUGUUUGGAUUCUUUUUUCCUCCUUCCAAGCGAGCUGUCAUUUAUGUUUUAGAUACUGUCAAAACAAACCAAAUGCCUAAUUUGGGAAAUAUAUUCGCAGCCGAACGUAAUGCCAAACUUGCAAGUGGAACUGAUAUUAAACUUUUACCUGAAUCUGAUUACCAAUUUGAAAUUCAUAUAGAAAAAGAUAUUAAACAAGUGUAUCGUGGUUUGCAGAAGAAUUUAAUGUUGUAUAAAGAUGAGAAACGAGGGCCAACAGCUGUUGUUAUUCAGUCUCCCAAAACUGCUGAAGAUAUAUGUUUGUUAAUGCCCGUUUUUUCAGAAUUUCCAAUUAUUCCAAUUCAUAUUCAUGACAGUGAUACACUCUAUCAAGUUAUGGAUUGGCAACGAGUAGGUUCUAAAGCUAUGAUCAAACAUUUUAUGAAUGUAGAUUCAACUAUAACUGUUCUUCUUGAACAGUGUCGUUAUUUUCAUGUGCCUAUUGGAAAUUUGCCACAAGAUGUAACUAUGUUUGGAAGUGAUAUCUUUUUUGCUCGACAUUUGCAAAAGCAAAAUUUCAUUCUUUGGUGCUCACCAACAGAAAGACCUGAUUUAGGUGGAAAAGAAGCAGAUGACAAUAGGCUUUUGGCUGAGUCAGAGACUACUCUUGCAGAAGUGAGCAAAAGUGAUGCCUAUCCUAGUGUUUGCUUGGAAAUUUUGGUAGAUGGUAUCCCUGUUUCAACUGUACUGGAAGCUCAAAAUUUAAUGGAGAUGGAAGGUACGAGCUCCAGCAUAGCAUUUGAUUGUGGUCCUUCCUCCUCAUUGGCAGAUAUGAUGACAGGUGGUGCAAACCCAGCACCUUUAGGUGUAUAUGAUGAAAGUGCUGUCUGUGCAGGUGCAUUUCGAGUCCUCCGAACUAUGGUUACUGGAUGGGUUCAUGAUGUAUUAGAGUAUAAAAAUGUUUUUGCAGAUAACCAGAUUAUCAAUUUCUAUAGGUGGUUAAGAUGCCGCCAGGCUUUGUUAUAUGAACCAGCUAUCAAACAGAUAUUAGAUAAUCUCAUGAAAAAAAUGUUUACACAACUAAUUCACGAAUAUCAAAAGUUAGGUGCUAUUGUGUUAUAUGCAUCUUACAAUCGAUUCAUUAUAUGCACAAAACGAAAAAAUGUUGAUGAUGCAAUAGCCUAUGCUCAGUAUGUUAAUCAGUGUAUCAGGAACAAGGAAAUUUUCCACUGCUUGCAGUUCGAAGUAGAGGCUUGCUGGGAAUACUUAUUGUGGUUAGAUACUGCAAACUAUGGGGGUGUUAAAAUAAAACAUGAUGCAUUGGGUGAACAGUCAAAUGAAGUUAGAGCAGAUGACGAUAACAAAGUAGAAAGUUCAGAUAACCAAAGUAAUGAAAACGAUAACCGUACCCUUACAUUAUGCUUUCAUAUUGCAAAUUUUCUACCUCAAGUGGCUGCUAUUAAGGAAAAUUUUUAUAACGUUGUGGCUGAGUACAUUCAAGAGGCAUAUACUUAUUAUAAGGAGCAAGAAAAUUCAUUAAUGACUACUGUAGAACCAAGUCAGGAGCCAGAACAAAGCGAAGAUUCUGAAGACAAUUCUACAGAACUUAUGAAAUAUGUGAGAAGCAAUCUUGCCCAUAAACUUUAUAUUUUAGUAGAAAAAAUUAAGAAAAAGUUACCAUCUGGUACUCUACCAAAUGGUCAAAAUGUAUUUCCUGUUGUACCUGGUUCUUAUCUAAAGUUAACAAAUCCUUCUUUAGAAUUCACCAAAGCUGUGUGCAAGGUAUUAUCUUUAGAUAGUCGUUUAGCUGAUGUUGUCUUGAAAUUACGUCGAGAUCUUUUGAGGAUUGUUGGAGUUAAGGAAUUUAGUGAUGAAGCUGAAUGGAAAGACCCUUGUCUUUCUUUUAUGCUUGCAGAAGUCAUAUGUAAAGUGUGUUUUAGCUGUAAUAAUAUUGAUUUAUGCAGAGAUCGGUAUAUGAUUAAUGAGGCUACAGGUUCUCCUCUCUGGAUGUGCGACAUUUGUAAAUCACCAUAUGACAUUAAAGAGAUAGAGAGUAUGAUGAUAGAAUGUAUUCAUAAGAAAUCCAUGGCACAUAUUUUGCAAGAUCUCCAAUGCAUGAAGUGCAAGAUGAUUAAAGACAGGAAUAUGACAAGGUUUUGUUCAUGUGCUGGCAGAUUUGAUACUUUGCUGCCUAUAAAUGAUUUGAGUCAAACUCUUGCUACAUUUAAAAACAUUUCAGACCAUUUUCAGAUGAAAAAACUGAAAGACAUUGUUUUGUGGGUAGAAAAAAUGAAUCCUCAAAUAAAACUUCAGAGUUAAUUAUAUUUUAUUUUAUGUAUUGCUUUUUUUGCUAUCAAUUUGAUUAAUUUUAAUAUUCUUGUAUAGUAAUAAUUAAAUAUUAAACAAUA